This is a messenger RNA of Linepithema humile (Argentine ant), 6176 nucleotides long. RefSeq names its product phosphatidate phosphatase LPIN (gene Lpin). The record is from RefSeq and is a predicted model, not a curated record. Gene Ontology annotation, molecular function: phosphatidate phosphatase activity; transcription coactivator activity. NCBI's taxonomy places the organism in Eukaryota, Metazoa, Arthropoda, Insecta, Hymenoptera, Formicidae. Gene Ontology annotation, cellular component: nucleus. Gene Ontology annotation, biological process: fatty acid catabolic process; cellular response to insulin stimulus; triglyceride biosynthetic process.
ACCGCGUUCGCCUAUGAUUCAGUCUGCUUCAACCGCUCGUACCUAUCGUGUGUAUGUCACGCAUCGCUCGCGCUUUUCUACACAGACAACGCUUCUACGUGUACGUGCAUACAUAUGUAUACACACUGAUUCCGUGACUGCUUCGUGACGAUAAACUUUAGAGCCACUUCUUCAGUCAAGCGCAGUCGCUCGAAUACGGUGGAUGUGUUUACGCGUUCGCGCUUCCUCACAGUAGAUCCGGCGUGUUAAAAUAAAACCAUCGCAAACGUGAUCGAUCCUGUCGAACUCCUUUAUCGCGCCACGUGUUCACUGACAUCCACGCAUCUCGACACUUUGCCGUGCUCUUCUCGAGGUAAUUCGUGUCGACGUCGUUGAUGAUUCGAAACGCGCGCUAACGCCAGGUCGACCACGUGAUACGUCGUCGUAUCGACCACCGGACAGUUGUCGCGCGAUUGGCUCGGUUAGAUCACGUGGUAUCGCGCAACGUCAGUUUAGACAACUGUCUGCUCGCAGUAGCAGGUACUUUAGCGUACUUGUCAACGUACUCUCUACAGGAACAAAGAACCUCGCUCUCUCGUUCGGGUCGUCCGGUGUCAUUUUCUGCGCUGCUGCGAAAUCAUCGAGAUUAACUCUUUUUGAGCACGUCGCGUCUUGAUUUUGGACGCGAUCGAUAGAAAUUCGCGUGAACGACACACACUGUCAAGUGUGCACGCAGCCCGGCGAACGCUUUUGACAGAUCGCUGUCGCGGUGACAGUGUCAUCGGUGUUUCAUCAUUCGAAUUUCUUCGUUCGUCAGUCAGUGUCAUCAGGACUGCAGGGCAGCGCGGGAUCGAUUUCGUGGCGUUAGAAAAGUUUGAUAAGUACGGAAUAAGUCUCUUGGCAAAUUUUUGUACCUCUCUCUCUCUCUCUCUCUUCUCUUCUCUUCUCUUCUCUCUUCUCUUCUCUCUUCUCUCUUGUGAGAGAACGAGAGAGAGAUAUCUUUGGACUAAAGACAGCCGCAAGUGUGCCGCAAGUUUUACGUUUCUUUCGCUGCGCCGCGAAUUUCGAACAACACUACUGGUUGUGUUCUCUCGUCGGUCAAGUUCCGCGGCCUGUGGUGCGCGGAUUUAGGACAUGUACAGUAUGAACUAUAUCGCCAAGAUCAUCAGCAACUUCCGUUUGUUCUACAACGAGAUCAACGCUGCGACUCUGACUGGUGCAAUCGACGUCAUCGUCGUCGAACAGCCGGACGGCUCCUUCACGUGCUCGCCCUUCCAUGUUCGCUUCGGCAAGCUCGGUGUACUCCGCUCCAGGGCGAAAGUGGUGGAUAUUGAGAUAAAUGGAGAACCCAGGGAAAUUCAUAUGAAACUCGGAGAUUCCGGUGAGGCUUUCUUUGUGGAAGAAGUUAGUUCAAAUGGAUCUCCAACGGAUACGGAAAUUCCACCACAUUUGGCCUGUUCACCCAUACCUGAUGAUAAUUGUUUUCCACCGCAAAAAUUUAAUCUUUUGUCGGAUUUGCCUCCGGAACAAAGAGAAAAAAUUCUUAUAGAUUCGGUCCUUUCCAUAGAACGCGAGAAAUGGGAGCAGAUGUCCGCCUUGCCACCCGAUCAACGGGAGAAGUUUUUGAUAGAACAGUUCUCAGAUCUUCCUGCGGAACAUCGUGAGAAGUGGCUUCAGAUUGCUUCAUUGACCGUGGAAGAGCGAGACCAGAUGUUCAAGGAAAGUUUUGGCACUAUUUCUCCAGAGCAAAAGCAGCAGAUGAUCAGAGAACAAUAUUCCGCUUUGAAAACAGAGGAUAAAGAGAAAUUGUUCAAGGAGAAUUUUCCGGAACUUUCGGUCGAGCAAAGACAAAACUUUGAGAAGGCUUUACUGAGCGACUGGAAAGAAAAAGAGGAAAAAUGGGAAGAAAAAGAGGAAAAAUGGGAAGGAAAAGAUGACAAUUCUAAAAAUGAAGAUGAGGAGAUAUUUGAUAUGGAUGCCAUCAAUGACGAACAGCCAAAGUCAGCAAUAUCGUGUCCGAAAUCUUUCGUAGCUGUUACGUCAUCUGAGAGAAUUCGUAAAAUUAGUGUAGUGAAGAAUGAUUUUAAGCCGAUCACAGAUGAUCCUCAAAGUAGUAGUAAGGAAAAAUCUAGUGACGACUCAACUUCAUCUUUAAAUAAAAAGAAGGAAGAGAAUAUUGAAGAGACAAAGAGUAACAAUUCGACCAAGAGGAAACGCAAGAGGAAGAGUAUUAUGAAGAAGAAAGGCUCGCAAAGAAAAACUAGCAAUGGUAGCAGUAGCCAGACAGAAAUGAGCGAGACUGAUGGAAUUUUUGCCGAGGAAUCAAUCAGUGAAACAAUGUUGAAGGGACCGAGUCCAAUCAUAGAAGUUGAAAGAAAGAAUGCCGCUGCAGAACCCUUGACAUCCUCUCAAGAUGUAAUUGAAAAACGCCCUGAAACCGAUUUUCACUUCUUCAGUGACUCAGAAGUUACCAAGAACAAAGACUCCAGACCAUGUUCACCCGUUCAGUCGGACACGGAAUUUGAAGUACGUAAAAUUAUACAAGAUGGCAGUGAGAGAGAGGACGACAAGAGUCACCAGCAGAGUUGGAGAUGGGGUGAAUUGCCCAGUCCACCUCCGGAGUCAGCGCAUUUGUCUCAUAGAAAUUCAUUGAAUUCUUCGACGAUAGCCAAUCAGCCGAAUAAAGAUGCACAAAGAUCUAUGCUCAGUGGCAUGUUCUCCUUUAUGAAGAAGACUUCUCGCGUAAGACACAAUCCGGAAUCAGAAGGAAUUUACCUUAGCGAUCUUAAUGCCGACGAAUUGGACCCUGAAGUUGCGGCUCUGUACUUUCCCUCCUCGCAUCGAGGCCCGACGGUGGUUAAAGAUAGAAAAACAAUGGAUGAAGAAGAUACAGAGUCGGGUAACGGACCGAGUCUACCUCAAAGCCCCAACAGUGUUGAGGGAGCCAUUGGUGGACCAAAGUCGCUGGACAGCGAUUUCGAGGAACCAAAGCAUUCUAUUUUCGAUCAUAGCAUAGAAAUAGGUAUGUCCCUAUGUGGCGGAUUGGACACUGAGAAUGGGCCAUCCAAAGAGGCUUUCGACGAAAACUUACUUCAUUUCGAGGACGUUUGCGCCGAUCCAAAACUGUACGAGAAUCCGAACCUGGUUAUCAAGAUCAAUGGGAAAUUUUACAAUUGGACUACAGCCUGUCCAAUAGUGUUGACUUACGUCGUUUUUCAAAGAUACUUACCGCAAAGCGCGAUUGAAAGUCUAUACAUGUCGUUACCGGUGCUUGAGGAUAAGAAGCAACAGAGUAGCAGCAAGUCUGAAACUCGUAGCGGAUAUAGUUCAUGGUUCUCUUGGAGACGUUCUACGCAACCACCCAAAAAACCAAGUGAUCAGAUCGAUGGAAUUGUCGUGCAGAUGUCGGAACAAUCUUUGGAAGCUAAGGUUGUAACAAAUGAAGAAAUACUAGCUAACACAGAAGCAAAGACUGAGCAAAAUACAGAUUUGUCAAAUUCAAGCGAUGCGAUAGAAGCCUGUUCGAGAUUUACAACCGCAUCUAGCGAAACUACGCUCACAAUAACCGAGAAAGAGCAUGAGGGAGAAGGAGAAGGAUAUAGCGGCGGUGAGGAUUCCGACAGUAAUCAUAAUGAACCAGCGGGCAUUAAAAUACCGAUGGAAAGAAGACCGUACUAUGAGUCUACGGAAAAGUAUCGUAAAACUCUACGAUUGUCAUCCGAGCAGAUAGCGAGCCUCGAUUUGAAGGAUGGCGCCAACGAAGUGGUCUUUAGUGUAACCACAGCUUAUCAGGGCACGAAACGCUGCAAGUGUCACAUUUAUAAAUGGAAGUGGGACGAUAAGAUCGUUAUCUCCGAUAUCGAUGGUACUAUCACGAAAUCGGAUGUGCUGGGUCACAUUCUGCCGAUAGUAGGCAAAGAUUGGGCCCAAUCAGGGGUUGCUCAACUUUUCACGAAGAUUAAGAACAACGGCUAUAAGCUACUGUAUCUUUCGGCGAGAGCAAUUGGACAGGCUGGAGGUACUCGGGAAUAUUUGAGGAAUUUGAAACAAGGAGAUUUGACGCUUCCGGAAGGUCCGUUACUUUUGAAUCCUACGAGCUUGAUUUUGGCGUUUCAUCGCGAGGUGAUAGAGAAGAAGCCGGAAGAGUUCAAGAUAUCCUGUCUGAAAGAUAUUCAAGCGUUAUUUCCCGAGGGAUCUGAGCCAUUUUACGCAGGAUAUGGCAAUCGAAUAAACGAUGUAUGGGCGUAUCGAGCAGUAGGCAUUCCUAUAAUGCGGAUUUUUACAAUAAACCAUCGAGGAGAAUUGAAGCAUGAAUUGACGCAAACAUUCCAAUCAUCGUAUUCGAAUAUGAGUUUCAUCGUCGACCAUGUGUUCCCGGCAUGGCGAGAGGACGCAGCCGAUGAGUUCAGCAAUUUUGCGUAUUGGCGAGACCCGAUACCUGAAGUGCCGAAACUCGAGGAGCUUCAUGCUUAGACUCAAGCUACCUAAGAAAUUUUAUUCUGCAACAAUCAUUCGCUUAUAUUACGAACGAUGAUCGUCAUAUUUAGCUAACUUUUAUACUUUGUGCGUUAAUCGCAGUGACCUUGACUGGUAUGAUUAUCCAAUAUAGUGCAUUAGAAGUCUCGAAAGCGCAAUCGUUUAACGUUUUAUUUGAAUGUUAGAUUAUUGUUUCGACAAUUAAGAAAUUCUAUAUAAAAAGAUGGAAAAUUUUGUUAAGUACAACUUAACUUAACUUAAUUUAUGUUUUAAAUUGUACAUUAUAUAUAUAUGUAACUUACAUUACAACGUAAGUUAUAUAUACGCUUAUAAAUUUUGCAUCAUUUUUAUAUAAGAAUAAUUGUUAUAUAAGCAAUCGAAAAAAUAUAAAUCAUAUUUUUAGAUUUUUAUUUAUAGGUGCACGUCACACAACAUUCCAGCUUCAGUUACAUUUAGAUAAUAGAAGAUGCUCGUGUUAACGAUAUUAUAUUAGAUACAUUCUACAUGAUUUGGACUUAAUCACACCAGUCAAUGUACACAGCGUGCCUAGUAAUUAGAUACGAUACAUGCUUCACGGUAUAAUUAAAGUGAGUCUUGCACUAUGCUUGAUGAAGUCAGCAAGCUCUCCCAAGUGAUACUUUAUCAUUCAGUCGAUGUAGAACACAAUUUUGGCAAUUGAUGGUCGAUAGGAAUUUUUCAGUCUUUUGCAUAGUGCGAAUCGUUUAUAUAUUCAUCGCGCAAUACUCGUACUAGAAAACCUCGCUUAUGACUGCAUACAUGUAAGUUUUAUACAAGCAUCUAAUUGUCUACGUACAUGUCAAUUUUCUACAUUGAACUGCGUUGGAAUUUUGCUUAAUAACUGGUGAUAGGAUAUUCUAGGACGUAAGAUAUGGGAGGAUAGUUAACUAUUUAUCGCUUCUUUAUUUUUUUAGAGAACUAUCUUUUAUUUUUGUACGAGAUCUCGAUUAAGUUGGUAUGCUGUGAAAUUGCCAUAUCCUCACAAAAGUUAUCAUUUACAUUGUGAUAUUCUAAUCAAACAAGGAAAAUUGCGAAGUAGAUAAUGUGUAUAGACUUGGAUUUCCUUUAAAUCAAUUGUAGUCAUACAAAAUACGAAUUUAUUCUAUAUUCCGUAGAUCAUAUGUGACGUAGUUUUUAUUUUUUAUUUGAUUGUUCUUUACUCGUGGUUGUAAUAUAUUCUAUUAGGUUGCAGUCUUUCAUAAGUUACCUAAAAUAUGUUAUUGACAUUUAGAUUAAGUUAUUGUUGUGUUUUAGUUGGAUCGAGCAAUUUAAUAUGGAAGUAAAGUUGACAGGUUUGCACUUUAAACUUGGCUCGAAUUAUGUGGUUAAAGCAGUACAGGUACAACUAUAUUCAACCAAAGAGCUACAUUCGCAAUAUAUGUCUUAUUAAGUAUAGUGCACUUUAGGGCAACGAUGCAGAAAGAUUACCGAACGAAUAGCUUUAAAAAUGUCUUUAUUUAGGCAAAUGUAAAAUGGUGCGGAGAGUGACAAACAACAGAAAGAAGUAAUAUUGUACAGAUUUUGUAUUCUUGAUUUAGAGCAGACUUUAAAUUGACUUUUAUUUUAAAUGUAUAUUGUACAUACGAUACAAGACGUAACGGUAUACUGUAUAUUUGUAAUUAUUUAAGUGUAUUAUGUUCGUUUUUUGUUAAAACUAUUAUUCUUAGUACAAAUAAAUCCAAACAAAAUCUGUUUACACAUAA